Aedes albopictus (Asian tiger mosquito) is the source of this 3013-nucleotide messenger RNA. RefSeq lists its product as uncharacterized. The record is from RefSeq and is a predicted model, not a curated record. Bases 1508 to 2983 code for a protein of 491 amino acids. Lineage: Eukaryota; Metazoa; Arthropoda; Insecta; Diptera; Culicidae. Gene Ontology annotation, biological process: regulation of DNA-templated transcription. The transcript has 11 exons. Gene Ontology annotation, molecular function: protein binding.
GCGCAGCAGCAGCAGCAACAGCGGGAGCCCGACGACCCCACGACGACGAUCUGCGCGUUUAGUCUACUCGCGAAAGCUAUCGAAGGCGCACACACCAACCAGAGUGGUCUGCUGGGUCCCAGUUCGGUUCUCUCCGCCUGCUCGCCCGUCCGUCCGCUAGAGUCAGUAGUGUCAGUCUCGCAAUCUCAACGCAUGUUUUGAAGGCAUUCAAGCGCAUUGCAUUGUGGUAGCGCCCGUCAGUCCAGCAGCGCGCGGCUCGUUCGUUUCGAGUACUUCUUUCGGGGUGGUUUUGCUGCCGUGUGGUUUCGUGAGAUCAGGCCAGGUAGUUUCACCAUCAACGAUCAUCAUCGUCCAUCGCUAGCCGUUAGUUGUGCAGUAGUUCAGAGCAAAGAGAGUGAAAACGAAGUCGCGCGCGAGCGUCACAGUUGUGUAACACAGUCCAAACCUGACUCCAUCCGUACUCGGUGAUUCGUCUGCGUGGACCCCCGUCCUGGUCCCGGACCUUAAAGUGCCAAAAAAUCGACUUCGAUCCCCUGUACGGCGGCAAGUUUUGAGCUAUCCCGAAUCAACUCCGGGGGUGGUUAUUUUUGAGUGCGAAACACGUGAAGCAGAAAAUCGCAGGAUUGUGCAGGAGAAGUGCUGCAGGAGGAGAAGAAAAAACGCGAAAGUGACGAAACGGAAAGUGUGAGUCGUAGUGGAAGCGCCGCGAACCUGAGCGAUCGCGAUUAGACGGUGAAAGAAAGCAGAAAAAAUUGAUUGAAUCAAACCGAACGAAGAGCAAUACCAAACCGACUGAACAACAACAGUAUUUGCAACAACAACAAAAAAAAGGGAAAACUUGUGCACAACUAUUAACCGAUGCAACCAACCACGUGCGAGUAAAAUAUACAGCAGCCGCACAGCCGCAGUCAGUUAGUGAGUGAGUGUGUUUUCUAGUUUGGUGAGGAAAUAGCAAGGAAAAAAUAUUAAACGAAAAAAAACAGAGGAGAUCACAAGAGCGUGACCAAGUGGGAAAUCCUGUCCUGGCAGAAGCUGUUUGCAGUCCAAAGUGUGUGUUUAAGUGGUAAUCGACGCAAGCAAAAAUCAACGUAAUUUCCGCGCGAGCUCGCACACAUAUGUUUUGGUAACGUGCCCCCACGAGAAAAAGUGAGGUUCCUCACUAACAGAAACAGAGAAAGAAAAAAAAACAAGUGCAAGUGUGGCGCAAAAAAAAAAGAAGUGAGGAAAUCAAAACCUAAACCUGCGGGCAGUAGUGCAUUGAAGAAAAAAAAAAACGUAAAACAGAAAUCAUAAGUGAUAACGCAAGAGAAAUAAAAUCAACAACCAUAAAAGUGAAUGAUUCCGCGAGUGUUGGACUGUCGCGAGUGAGUGAUUUUUAUUAGGUUUUGGUCCAGACCGAACAGUGCUGCGGUUGAGCGGAUCAGGGGAUUCGCUCUCGGCUCGUCUCGUCUCUUUUUGAGUGCAUUUCAAACGCUUGGGCUCCCUCGAGGCCACCCUACCGCGUGAGAUGGUGUCACGGCGUAAAAUUUUGUCCCGUUCGCGGGACGACCUGAACCUAGACUCGACAUUCAUCGCCCAGGAGGAAGAGGAAGACGUCUGGUACCAGAAGGAGAAACUCUAUAAGGAACACAUCCAGGAAGUGCUGGACAAAUGGACACAGAUCGACGACGAGAUCUGGGCAAAGGUGAUUGUGUUCGAGCGGAACCGCCGGGUGGCCAAGGCCUACGCCCGGGCCCCGGUGCUCACCAUCAACGGCUCGGACGACGGCUUCGACGGGAUGAGAAUCGGUUUAUGCGGCUUUGACAACCCGAUGCGAGAUCACAAGACAGACGAAGUCAAACGACACGUUGGACAGGGAGUCAAAAUCAAAAUGGACGAUGCCGGCAACAUUCUCAUCCGUCGCUACUCCAAAAGCAAUGUCUACGUCAAAAGCACAGCCAGCCAGCCAAACGAAGAAACAGCCAUCGGAGCAGACAUUCUGAAACUGCCCGGCCAGGCCAUCGAGAGUGAGAAAAUAGUUAAGCUAUUCGACAUGAAAAAGUUCCAGUCGAACGUGAACCGGGAACUGCGGCGCGCCUAUCCGGACCGCCGCCGGCUCGAGACCCAGUGCCUGUCGGCGAUCGCGUUCGUCAAAUCGGAAAACGACAUCCUGGACUGCCCGAUCUGGGUGCUGAUCAUCAACGUGGUGGCGAUGGAUAUGCUCAAGAGCAAACUACCUCCAGUUCAUCGCCCGGUGGACAUCAAGAACCGUCCGCGCAUCCCGAUCCCGGACGAGGACCCGUACAGCGUGGCCGGCAACGGCGGCGGCAGCUCGGGUAGCUCCGGCUUCGGGGCCAGCGGCAGCGGCAUGGUCGGUGCCUCCCGGGAUCACCUGAUGGGCGGCGGCCAGGGCGGCCAACCGAUGGGACAGCGCCGCAGCGAGAAACCACCGAAGCUACCUCCGCGGGACAAUCUGUACGCGUCGCACGAGAUGGUGAAGCCCGACUACGACGACAUUGAGGACGAGAACCGCGUCAAGCUGCAGCGAGGAAAAUCAGACAAAGGCAAAGACAACAAGAAAUAUGACGAUCCCUACUACUGCGGACUGCGCGCCCGUGUGCCAAACUUUGUCAAAUCGUCCAAAUCCAAGGAGAACAACAACAACAGCAACGUGACCAACAACAAUAGCAGCAACGGCAAGGACAACAGUGCUGCCGCCGUUUCCAAGCGGCUCUCGAUUGCUCAUCUACAGCACCCGUCGUCGCUGCAGUCGCUGCACCAGUUGCACCAGAUGCAUCCCCAUCACAACCUGAUGGCCGCCCACCAGCACCACCAGCAGCUGAUGUGGCACGCCAGAAGCUACGAGAGCGGAAUCGGUUGUUCUCCCUUUGCAGAUACCGACGUCGUUGAGUCACCCUAUAGUCACAUGUACGGCCGUGUACCGUUGCCGACGAGGGGCUACAUUCCGGCACCGCGUGCCAUGUACAUCGGCGAAUGGGAUUAGGUAGGGUCGAGCCGGGUUCCGUUUAAAAAU